Molecule: messenger RNA, 887 nt
Organism: Actinia tenebrosa (Australian red waratah sea anemone)
Lineage: Eukaryota; Metazoa; Cnidaria; Anthozoa; Actiniaria; Actiniidae
Source: RefSeq, a predicted model, not a curated record
UACAGUCAACUGAGAUUAGAGUUAACAAACAGAUACCCCGAGUACAAGAUCAACCAGUACAACAUCAUCAUGGACGUUCUUGGAGGCUGUUCAAAAGAGCCCCUAAGGCAUAGGUUGAAGAUCAACAUUGGCAAGGAAGUCUACUGAAAGCAAGAUGRCAGGAUGAUCAAUUAAGUCAUGAAGGUUGCUUUGCAUGGCUUAACAAGUGGGUAAGCGCUCCUACCCAUUGUGUUGCAGGCAUUAUGGAAUUGUACGAACAGCUAACCCCAACGAGUGUCUACACCGCCUACAAGACGGGAACAACAGACAAGAAUAAUGUCACAUGCAGAAUGUGCGGCGAGGGUUCCGAAUGUCUGGCUCAUGUACUGGCUGGAUGUCCGUCUCUUGCACAGUCCAAGUACCUGGAUAGACACAACGCUGCUUUGAAAGUGUUUUUCUUUGAGAUGGUAAGAGAUCUCAAACUGGCUGAUAGUACACCCCCAUGGUUUUCUGAUGUCAAACCCAAACCACUCUACAAAUCAACUGACGCUGAAGCAUACUGGGAUGUACCUGUAUAUGCUGACCACAUGUAUGUACGAUCUAAUCGUGUGGACGCACGUUUCAUCGACCACAAUAACAAGAAAUUACUCAUGGUGGAAAUGAGCUGUCCGUGGGUUAACAACCGAGAAAAGAAAGACAAAGAGAAGACGAAGAAGUAUGGAGCACUUAGGCUUGAGYUCACAAAACAACACCCAGGAUACACGAUCUUGCAAGUGAACCUCAUUUUGGACGCUCUUGGAGGAUGGUCUAAAGAGAUGGAGCCUGAGAUGAAGAAUCUUUGGAGCAAGAUACAAAGAUGUAUUACUUAGAAUGCAGAAAGCGGUAUUAAGCUGCACAGUGAACAUUGC